This is a messenger RNA of Gadus macrocephalus (Pacific cod), 2557 nucleotides long. RefSeq names its product protein kinase D1 (gene prkd1). The transcript is spliced from 18 exons. Gene Ontology annotation, molecular function: ATP binding; protein serine/threonine kinase activity. Gene Ontology annotation, biological process: protein phosphorylation. The record is from RefSeq and is a predicted model, not a curated record. The coding region runs from base 479 to 2557 and encodes 692 amino acids. Lineage: Eukaryota; Metazoa; Chordata; Actinopteri; Gadiformes; Gadidae.
UGUCAUCCCAGGGGGGCGGGUCUCUCUCUCCUCUCCGUCCGGUUGACGUCCACGGAUCUCUGGACGCGUCACGUCGCUCUCCGGUUCUCUCGCCUCGGCACCGACAGGCUCCCCGGGUUGACGGCAACUUCACGCUCCAACUUUCCCCCGCGACCCGUAGUCUCCGCGUGCCGGCGUCUGCUUUCAAACCUUUCCUUUUUGCAUCGAAACAGUUCGCUCCAGUUCUCCGGUGAACCGUCGCGUCCGCGGGUUGGUGUUGUGGGGUCUCUGUGUGUGUGCGCGCGUGUGGGGUCUCGGUGUGUCUGCGCGUGUGUGGUCUCGGUGCGUGUGUGUGUUGGGGGGGGGGGUGUCGGUGUGUGUGAGUGUGUGUGGGGGGGGGUGUCGGUGUGUGUGUUGGGUCUCGCGGUAUCUCUUCCUCGCACCACCUGUUGGCUAGCGCGUCGGGUUCCUUCCCGCUCUGGACCCACCGGACCUCCUCAUGAGCGCCCCCCCGGUGAUCCGCGCGCCCAGCCCGCUGCCGCUGCUCCGGAGCGCGAGCAACCCCGGCGGCGGCGGGGUCGCCUUCCACAUCCAGAUCGGUCUGAGCCGCGAGCCGGUGCUGCUGGACCCGGGGGACCUGAGCCUGGGCCAGGUCCGGGAGAUGGCCUGCUCCAUAGUGGACCAGAAGUUACCGGAGUGCGGUUUCUAUGGGAUGUACGAGAAGAUCCUUCUGUUCCGUCAUGACCAGACGUCGGAGAACGUUCUCCAGAUCCUGAGGUCAGCGGCGGAGAUCCAGGAGGGGGAUCUGGUGGAGGUGGUUCUGUCAGGCUCUGCGACGGUGGAGGACUUCCAGAUCCGGCCCCACGCUCUGUUCGUCCACUCGUACCGCGCGCCGGCCUUCUGCGACCACUGCGGGGAGAUGCUGUGGGGGCUGGUGCGCCAGGGCCUCAAGUGUGAAGGCUGUGGGCUGAACUACCAUAAGCGCUGUGCCUUCAAGAUCCCCAACAACUGCAGCGGCCUCAGGAGGAGGCGGCUCUCCAACGUCUCUCUGACAGGGGGCGGGGCCAACCUGUUUGCAGGGACACGCCCCCCUUCAGCUGAGCCCUCCCCCACCAACUGUUACCCGGAUGAUGCGCUACUGUCUCCAGUCAGCCCGGGUCUGGAGAAGGGCCAAUCGGAUUACUUCCCCAGCCGCGAGCGCCGGUCCAGCUCCCAGUCGUACGUGGGCCGGCCCAUCGAGCUAGACAAGCUGCUCAUGUCAAAGGUCAAAGUGCCCCACAGCUUCCUGAUCCACUCCUACACCCGGCCCACCGUGUGCCAGCACUGCAAGAAGCUGCUGAAGGGGCUCUUCAGACAGGGCCAGCAGUGUAAAGAUUGUAAAUUCAACUGCCACAAGAGAUGUGCCCCAAAAGUACCCCACAACUGCCUCGGAGAGGUGACCAGGAACGGAGAGCUUCUCAGCCCGGGGGCGGAGUCAGACGUUGUCAUGGAGGCGGGUUGCCUUGACGACCAGGAUGGGGAGCGCGGGGGGAGCCCAUUGGACGACAUGGAGGAUGCGAUGACCUCAGAGGGGGCGGGGCUCCAGCUAGGGGUGGGGCCUGGUGACCUCUGCGACCUCCAGGACCCUGACCUGGAGGACUCCAAUAGAGCCAUCAGUCCGUCCACCAGUAACAACAUUCCUCUGAUGCGCGUCGUCCAAUCAGUGAAGCACACCAAGAGGAAGAGCAGCAAUGUGGUGAAGGAGGGGUGGAUGGUCCACUACACCAGCAAGGAUACCAUGAGGAAGAGGCACUACUGGCGCCUGGACACUAAAUGCAUCACGUUGUUCCAGAACGAUACAGGCAGUAAAUACUACAAGGAGAUCCCUCUGUCUGAGAUCCUGUCCCUGCAGCCCGCCCAGACGCUCUGUCUGCUGCAGGACGGCUCCAACCCCCACUGCUUCGAGAUCGCCACCGCGGCGUUGGUGUACUACGUGGGGGAGACAGGCCCGCGCAGCGAUGGGGCCGGGGGCGACGUCCUCGUAACGGGAGGAGGCGGGGAGGUCUCCAGGAUGUGGGAGAUGGCCAUCCAGCACGGCCUCAUGCCCGCCAUCUCUAAAGGAGUCUCCCAGGGCCACAAGGAAGUUUCUGUCAGCAUAUCCGUAUCCAACCAUCAAGUUCAGGAGAAUGUGGACAUCAGCUCUGUGUACCAGAUCUUCCCAGAUGAGGUUCUGGGCUCCGGUCAGUUUGGGAUCGUGUACGGAGGGAAACACAGGAAGUCCGGUCGAGAUGUGGCCAUCAAGAUCAUCGAUAAACUGCGAUUCCCGACCAAACAGGAGAGCCAGCUCAGGAACGAGGUCGCCAUUCUACAGAACCUGCACCAUGCGGGCGUGGUGGACCUGGACUGUAUGUUCGAGACCCCGGAGCGGGUGUUCGUGGUGAUGGAGAAGCUCCACGGAGACAUGCUGGAGAUGAUCCUGUCCAGCGAGAAGGGCCGCCUGCCAGAGAGGCUCACCAAGUUCCUCAUCACGCAGCGGAGCUCUGAUUUUGGGACACACCGCGCGCUGUGCUCACUCAGGCAGAUCGUCUUACGGAGCUGA